Dendrobium catenatum is the source of this 1786-nucleotide messenger RNA. RefSeq names its product SUPPRESSOR OF GAMMA RESPONSE 1. Lineage: Eukaryota; Viridiplantae; Streptophyta; Magnoliopsida; Asparagales; Orchidaceae. Gene Ontology annotation, biological process: regulation of DNA-templated transcription. The transcript has 6 exons. The coding region runs from base 262 to 1548 and encodes 428 amino acids. Gene Ontology annotation, cellular component: nucleus. Gene Ontology annotation, molecular function: transcription cis-regulatory region binding; DNA-binding transcription factor activity. The record is from RefSeq and is a predicted model, not a curated record.
AAAAAUCGAAUACAGAAAUAUUCAAUAGGAAAUGUUCCUUGCAAGUUGCAUGCCCUCCUCGGAACUCGGAAUUACCUAAUUCGAACUGCGCAGCCCUCUUUGCGAUCGCCACAAUUCUCUGGACUUAUUCGUAGUUCACACAACAUCCGAUCCUUACGGCCAUCGCCGUGACUUUGGCUUACAGCCGGCGAGCGGUUGGAAGUUGGAAACCCUAACUAUCUGACGUCUACUGAAGCAUUGAAACCCCCUAUUUUUUGGAGGAUGACCGGACCAUCAUGGCUAGUUGAUAGCAAAAGGAUUGCCAAAAAGAUUAAAAAUGCAUCAGACAGAGCAGAUCCCCGGAGCAUUAAAUGGAUAAGCAACCCUACCAAAGCUUGUCCGAGGUGCAAUUGUGUUAUUGAUAAUAGUGAUGUUGUACAUGAAUGGCCUGGCUUGCCUCAUGGUGUGAAGUUUGAUCCUUCUGACCAAGAGCUGCUGCAGCAUCUGAUGGCUAAAGUCAGGAAAGCAGGUGCAGAACCUCAUCCUUUCAUCAAUGAAUUCAUACCAACGGUUGAAAAGGAUGAAGGAAUAUGUUAUACGCACCCUCAGAAAUUACCAGGAGUUAAGCAGGAUGGAAGUGCUUCUCACUUUUUUCAUAGAACAUUCAAGGCUUACAAUACUGGAACUCGUAAGCGUCGAAAGAUAAACACUGAUGAUCUUGGGGAUGUCCGCUGGCACAAAACAGGAAAGACGAAACCGGUGCUUUUAGAUGGGGAGCAUCUGGGAUGUAAAAAAAUAAUGGUUCUGUAUGUUAGUGCUACAAAGGGAGGUAAAGCUGAAAAGACUAAUUGGGUGAUGCACCAGUAUCACCUUGGCAUUGGUGAAGAUGAGAAAGAUGGUGAAUUUGUUGUCUCUAAAAUACUUUUUCAGCAACAGUUAAAACCUUGUGAAAGGAGUAUAGUAGAUCCAAUCAUAAAAACUACAGAGGAUGUUGCUGCUGCGACGGUAAUCAUGGCUUGUACUGGAUCUGCAACUCCUGAAUACCAUGAUGAAUGUCAACAUAUGAUUCAAACCUCAGAGGAAACGUCUGAUCAGGUAAAAGUAGAUCAUGACCCUGUGGAGAACUGUGAAGUUUACCCUGCAGGGGAAGAACUCCAUUAUCAAAGUUUUGGUACCAGUAAUGGGACCAAAGAACUUCACAAUGAAGUUCCUGCUCAAGAUAGCCAAUGCGCAGAAGAACCCAAAUGGUGGGAAGGUGAAUCACAGUUCCUGCUGGAUUCACAGCAGCUUGCUGAAGGCAUUGCACUAUGUGAUGAGUUCCUCCAUAGCCAGUCAUCUUAUGCUGAGGAUGAGAUUAAACAUAGUAAAUCCUGCUUGUCAGAUUAUGCUUUUAUUGGAGUUGAGGAUUUUAAAAAGGACCUAGAAGAAUGUCAGAAGCUCAGCCGCGACAACGGCCAGUCAUCAAAAAGUGAACUCGACACAACUGGUGAUAUGAGACUCAGCCAACUUGAAUUUGGAUCUCAAGAUAGCUCUCUGGGGUGGGAACAAGCAAACUUAAUGACUAAUUAGGUAGAGAUCAAUCAUCCUCUUUUGUCAUAAAUAUAUUACCAUCCAUAUGUUUUGCAUAUGCAGUUGUCAUUUUUGCUAUGCCAUUUUGGCAGGAAAUGCUCCUACUUAUGUAUGAAAUUAACCUGUAACGAUGCUUGGAACGUUACAUUUGUGAUAACACUGCAUAUGAUGUUGUAAAAGUUGUAACAUUUUGAUGACAAAGUUGUAGUGCAUGGUACAAAACUAUUGAUAUGUACAA